AUCAAAAAAACCUUCAGUUGGCAAGAUUGUGGGAGGGCACAAGAUGGAAAAUAAGUUUGGAUCGAGCUGCGAGCUUCGUGGUUGGAGAAGCUGGGGGGGUGUUCUGGCGGCUGUGGAUCUGCCUUAUGUCGCGCGAUGUCGCUGGCGGGAUUACAACAGAGACCGAGAAAGAAGGGAAGGGCCGAAGGUUGUUUCGACCGUGCAGAUGGAGAGAGGAGCAUAUGUAGAACGGUAGUUCGAAGCAAUGCGGAAGGGAGUAGGUCAGAGUUCCGGAGGGAGCAAGGGUACCGAUGUGAGCGCUCCUUCCCUUUGUACUGCCGAGACAACCUUUGCAGGAUUGGAUGCGUUCAAGUUGAGCCUUAUGAGGAACAGGAAUCUUGGGGUAAAAGCCCAAGUCUAGCACUUUGCUUGGAUUGGGCGGUGUGGGAGUAUCUCUGCUCCGCUCGUAACCCCGUGUUGUUGACGCGGGACCUGCUUCGUAAAAAGAUGACCACCAGGGGAAUCGAGCUCGGCAAGGGAAGCACAACAGAAGGGAUAUGGAAGGCGGCGACACGGAGGCCGUUUUUGGACCUUGCCAGCGUUAAUUUUGACCGAGAACUUCUGGUGUUAUAUGAUGUGGUAGGUGCUGGAUGAGGCAGGCCUGUGGGGAGGCCAGGCUAGGCUUUCAAGUGGAUGAGAGACGACGAUGAGGAGGGAUAGCCAGGGCCUGCGACUACUGCUGGCUAGAGCCUGCAGUAGGCCCAUAGUUCUCUGAGGGGUCAGGGAUCACCUCCAGCCCAUGCAAGCACGGAAGGGUGGCGCACAGAGGAAUGGAAAGG
Messenger RNA from Hyaloscypha bicolor E, 818 nucleotides. RefSeq lists its product as uncharacterized. NCBI's taxonomy places the organism in Eukaryota, Fungi, Ascomycota, Leotiomycetes, Helotiales, Hyaloscyphaceae. The transcript has a single exon. The record is from RefSeq and is a predicted model, not a curated record. Bases 136 to 633 code for a protein of 165 amino acids.